This is a messenger RNA of Ornithodoros turicata, 1749 nucleotides long. RefSeq names its product heterogeneous nuclear ribonucleoprotein 27C-like. Bases 122 to 1171 code for a protein of 349 amino acids. Gene Ontology annotation, molecular function: mRNA binding. The transcript is spliced from 12 exons. NCBI's taxonomy places the organism in Eukaryota, Metazoa, Arthropoda, Arachnida, Ixodida, Argasidae. Gene Ontology annotation, biological process: regulation of translation. The record is from RefSeq and is a predicted model, not a curated record.
GCAUACGAAUAGGGUGUCCGUUUAGUCGUUAGAACGUCAUAGCAUUCCUGUUGAGCGGCAGAUGUGGUAAAAUUGGAAGCUUGUACAACGUAAAGUUAUUCCUGUUCGUGAACUUACAGCAAUGUCACGUCGCGACCCAGAAGAACAAGGGAAAAUCUUUGUCGGAGGCUUGAGCUGGGAGACCACAGAAGAUGGACUUCGUGAGUACUUCUCCCAGUUUGGAGACGUGGUGGACUGCGUGGUGAUGUGCAGCAAGGAGACUGGUCGUUCUCGGGGCUUUGGCUUCGUCACAUUCAGGGACCCCAGUUGCGUCACUCUCGCCCUCGCUGGAGGACCACAUUUACUCGACGGACGUUCGAUUGAUCCUAAGGCAUGCAACCCUCGCAGCAUAUCUAAUGGCCCAGCCAGAAUGGACAACAGCAAGAUCCCUGUCUCCCAGGGUGCGAAGAAAGGGAACCCGUGCAAAGUGUUUCUUGGUGGCUUGCCCGCCGCUGUCACAGAAGAAGAGUUGUGCCAGUUCUUUUCAGAGUAUGGAAAGGUCGUGGAAGUAGUCAUUAUGUUUGAUCAUGAACAGCAGCGUUCCAGAGGAUUUGGAUUCUUGGUGUUCGAAGGAGAAGAUGCAGUCUCCAAGCUGACCCAGCAGCGAUUCGUCCAAAUCAAAGAUAAGCAGGUGGAGUGCAAACGUGCGGAGCCGAGGAAUGCCCGUCCCCCACCAAUGAAGCGCCCGGGUGGAGGGCCGUGGGGAGAUGGAGGAGGUCCAGCUGGUGGGGGUGGCCCUCAGGGGUGGGGUGGAUCAGGUGGUCCCCCUCCUCCCCCAAUGAAUGGAGCACCCGUGGCUCCAAACUACCAGGGAACGUGGCCCACACCACCAAUCGCCCCACCUGCAGGUGGCUAUCCUGGAUAUCAACAGUGGGGUGCUCCAGCAUCUGGAUUUGGAGGUUAUCCAGCCAUGCCCCCAGCUGCACCCAACAGCUCCCAGAUGUAUGCUGGCUUUGGCACUUACAAUCAGGCAGCAUCAGGCUAUGGACCAGUGCGUGGAACCGGAACUUACGGAGGGGGCUACAAUGCAGCUGGAGGCUACGGAGAUGGCACCCAGGCUGCCACACCAGCCAGUGGAGAUGCCAGCAAGCCCGCUUCCCAAGCAUACACGUAUCAUCCGUACCAACGGUGAAGUCCACUCAGAUCAGGAUCUUUUCCUUUUUUUACUACUCUGUACCCAUUUUGAAUCAACAUCGUCAGCUGCAGACCCCCCCUUUGUAUUUUUCUAUGCAGCCUUCAGUGUUUUGGUCCGUCUGCAAAUGGCAGACACAAACGCUCAUAAGGGAGCCACCGUCAUCAUCCACUCUGUUGUCAUUGCCAUAUUUCGAUUGUCCCUAGGGUCCAAAGUGUUGAGUUAGGACGACGUGUAUGUUCUCGUCACACGUUAAUGUAACAAAAACAUUUAAAGUACAAGUUGGGUGUUCCAAAUGAUAAGAACUGUGGAGCGUUUGUCAAAGCAUUAAAGAGCCAUGUUUUUAUGUGUUUAAAAGGUAAAGCAAUAGUUGCUGUGUCAAGCUUCUUUGACAGACUGCUCAGGAAGAGACUAAAGACUAGUCAACAUUUGUAGGAUGAUGUUUGUAUUCCUGUUACUAUCAUGUUCGAAAACACACAUCACUAUUUUUGAGAAUCCAUUUUAAUCUUGUAGAAAUCAGUUGACUUUAUUGUUCAUUUGUGAAAAAAAAAAAAAGAGAAUUAAAGAAACAUGGUUCA